GAAACACCCCGAGUGUAAAUUUGGUAUAAAAGGAUGCUGUAAUCGUUGCAUUGUGAGUUCUUGACUUCCAGGCUUUAUCCAUUAGAGUGCUUAGCUUUUGACUGGCUUGAGAUGGAGAUUAGGAGGCUUGCUGCUUCCCUUGUGAAGUUGGUAUCUGUGUUGCUAUCACUGUCAUCUUCAUUUAUGGCGUUGAGCUUGGCUUCACCAGAUGCCAACUUCAACGACUACAGGCGUAAUCUUUUGGCAAAUGGCCUUGGCAUCACUCCUCCCAUGGGAUGGAAUAGUUGGAAUCACUUCAGCUGCAACAUUAAUGAGAUUGUCAUCGAACAAACUGCUGAUGCUUUGGUUUCCACUGGUCUCUCAAAGCUUGGAUAUACCUAUGUAAACAUAGAUGAUUGUUGGGCUGAAAUAUAUAGAAGUGACAAGGGUGAAUUACUGCCUAAGAACUCAACAUUUCCUUCUGGUAUUAAAGCUCUGGCAGACUAUGUUCACAGCAAAGGGCUUAAGCUUGGUAUAUACUCAGAUGCAGGGUAUUUUACUUGCAGCAAAGCUAUGCCUGGUUCACUUGGUCAUGAGGAACAAGAUGCGAAAACAUUUACCUCAUGGGGCAUUGACUAUUUAAAGUAUGACAAUUGUAACAAUGAUGGAACAAAGCCAACUCUCAGAUAUCCUGUAAUGACCCGAGCUUUGAUGAAUACUGGUCGUCCCAUUUUCUUUUCACUAUGUGAAUGGGGAGACCUGCACCCUGCUUUAUGGGGUUUCAAGGUAGGAAAUAGCUGGAGAACAACUAAUGAUAUUGCUGAUACUUGGGACAGCAUGAUGUCUAGAGCAGAUAUGAAUGAAAUUUUUGCUGAGCUUGCAAGGCCUGGUGGUUGGAAUGAUCCUGAUAUGCUAGAGGUUGGAAAUGGAGGGAUGACAAAGAAUGAAUAUACCGUACACUUCAGCAUAUGGGCCAUUUCCAAGGCUCCCCUUCUUCUUGGCUGUGAUGUGAGAAACAUGACUAAAGAUACAAUGGAAAUUGUGGCCAAUAAAAAAGUCAUUGAUGUUAACCAAGAUUCACUUGGCAUUCAAGCAAAGAAGGUUAGAUCUGAAGGUGAUCAAGAGAUUUGGGCAGGACCCCUUUCAAACUACAGGGUGGCUUUACUUCUGGUAAACCGAGGUCCAAUACGCUAUUCUAUUACAGCCAACUGGGACAACAUUGGCAUCCCUGAAAAAAGUGUUGUUGAAGCUAGAGAUCUGUGGGAGCACGAGACAUUAAAAACCAAAUUUGUUGGGAAUCUGACAGCUACUGUGGAGUCUCAUGGAUGCAAGAUGUAUGUGUUGAAACCAGUUGCUUAAGUGUUCACAUUGCUUACAAUAUUUUCAUAAACGAGUAUGGUGUAAAUGGUCUAUUGUAGUUUGAUUGAAUGAUGUCACAGCUAUGUCACACACAUGGUACUUGAGACUAAUAAUUAAUCAAGUUUGGAAGAAGCGAGGCGCUUCUUUUUCAAGCGCAUACCAAAAUGAGAUGUUGCUUGAAUGUCAUAUUGUUGGCAAUACUGUAACAUAUUAGCCAAAUUAAGGAUGUAUUCAAGCUGAGUUUGUUCA
This is a messenger RNA of Mangifera indica (mango), 1587 nucleotides long. RefSeq names its product alpha-galactosidase 1-like. Gene Ontology annotation, molecular function: hydrolase activity, hydrolyzing O-glycosyl compounds. The transcript is spliced from 15 exons. Bases 112 to 1338 code for a protein of 408 amino acids. Gene Ontology annotation, biological process: carbohydrate metabolic process. Lineage: Eukaryota; Viridiplantae; Streptophyta; Magnoliopsida; Sapindales; Anacardiaceae. The record is from RefSeq and is a predicted model, not a curated record.